Paramecium tetraurelia is the source of this 2391-nucleotide messenger RNA. RefSeq lists its product as uncharacterized. The record is from RefSeq and is a predicted model, not a curated record. The transcript is spliced from 3 exons. NCBI's taxonomy places the organism in Eukaryota, Ciliophora, Oligohymenophorea, Peniculida, Parameciidae.
AUGUUUUAUCAUUUUUAAAUUUGUGCUCAUUUGAUAUUUCUUCUUCAACAUGUUGUAGCCAACUGGAUACUGAUUGAUAAUAGCUUUACCAAUAUGCCUAUUAUAGAGAAUAAUUGGAAGACUUUUUCUGGAUAUUUAGAAUAAUUUGAAACAUCAUUUAUCUCUUCAACAUGUAGUGAAAAUUCAUUAGAAUAUGCGAUUUUAUAAAGUUCCGUAUAAUAGUUAUCGAAAAGACUUUCAUAUAAAGGUUAUGAAGCUUAAGUUAUUUUUGAUGUAUAUUUUGAUGAUGCUGAUAGUGCUGUGGAAUCAUAAUUCAAAGUUACUUAUGAAUUUAAAGAUAAUUUUACAUAUUCUGAGUAACAAUUAUAUCAACGAGAUUACAAAUAAUCUGAUUUAAUUCAAAGCAGCGCUCUAACUUGUCAUAGCACUGUUAGCAAUUUUGAUUUCCAAACAGUUGUAAGUACAAUAGCUUAGCAUAAUAAAAACUAAUUUUCCAUAAAACUGUGUCUUGAUCCUGGAAAUGAUAAUAUGAAGGUAGGGAUUAGAAAUUUAUUGAUAUAUGUAAAUACCUGCCAUCCAACCUGUUUUACUUGUAAUGGCCCUACAGAAACAGAAUGUUUAUCAUGUUUUUAAAAUGAAAUAUCUGCAGGGAGAUGCACUUGUAUUCCAAAUUAUCAAUUUUCUCAAACUUUAAUUGGCUGUCUUUAAGAAUGUAGGAGAGAAAAUUCAAUUGCACGUUUUGAUAAAAUAUGCGUUGAAGACAAAAGAAUAAAAUAAAAUGUUACUUUAUUUUCUUCUACUAAUUUUAAUUCAGGAUACUUUCCUCUCAUCUUUGAAAAAGAUGAGUUUAAUUAUAAAAACUCUGAUUUAGUGGAUGAUGAUUGCUACCAUCAUGAUUUUAUUGGGAAGCUUCAAUAUAAUGAAGGAAUGCUUUAUUAGAUGAAUCUGGAAAGUUCUGUAAAGUUUAUAAGAAUUCGGAUUACAUUUUAUUUGUUUAACUUUAACGAAACAAGUAGCAUCUACAUAUUAUAAAAUAAUCAAUUAUAAUCUCGAAUAACAAAAGAUCCAAAUGGUUUCUCUGUUGAAAAUCUAUAAAAAAUAUCUGAGAUGAAACACUUUUGUAUUAGUAGUGAUACUUUAUUAAGAGUAGAAAUGAUUUUAUAAUUAUUUAAUCCAAAUCCAAAUAUAUUAAUUAAAGGAUAGCUUUAAUAAUAAAAUGAAUCCUGGGGGUUUAAAUAUUUUACGGUAGACAAAGGAUAUUGUUAAGAAAAUUGUGAAAUUUGUUCUGACUUCUCAUCAUGCCAAUCGUGUAAAACAGAUUACAAACUAUACCGAAAUUCAUGUGUUAUCACUUGCCCCAUUCAUUCAUCAAAUUGCAUUGAUUACUAAGAUAUCUUACCAUAUUCUAGGUACUUAGCUAAAGGCUUUUAUAAUUUAAAUAUGACUUUGUCAGAGAUUUAAUCAUAUUAUGAUAUGACAACUGAUCCAUAACUUAGCUAAUCUUCAGGAUAAAAAUUUUCUUUUUUAAAUAAUAAAAUAGUGUUAGGAGGUUUAUUAGUUUGGAAUGAUGGAUCAUAUAUCAAAACAUGGACGAUUUCUAAUCCCCAUUAUGCAGCCACCAUAUAUUUUAAUUUAACAUAUGGAGAUAAUUACACUGGGAAUUUUUUUUAUAUAAUAGGAGAUUCUUCAAGCAGUCAAAAAUACGGACCUUUUAGUAAUCCUGGGGGAGGAUAAAAUUUAAUUGGUCGUAAAGAGCUAGAAAGCACUAAAUACUUUAAUAUAAGUUUAACAAACUUUUUUUCUAACAAUCUUUAUGUCGAGUUUGUUUGUGAUGUCGUAACUGCUGAUAUUACAAAGGAGUUUUGUGCAAUAUCAGAAUAUUUUAUUGUUAUUCAUUAUUGUCCUCCAUUUUGCUCUAGCUGUACAGGUUUUAGCACAUGUUCAGAUACUGUAAAUAAUAAUUGCAACUCUAACUAAUAUUUGGUCUUUGAUUCAUAGACUGAAAGUUAUAGUUGCAAAGAUUGUAAUUAACCUGGAUGUAUUACAUGUACAAGAGCAGAGGAAUGCACUUAAUGCAUUAAUGAUUAAUUUAAUUUGAGCAAUGGAAUUUGCUUAUGCAAACCAUUUACAUUUUUAUUAGGAAAUACUUGUGUUUAAUGCAAUAAAUAUUGUGAAUAUUGCUUUGGUGACUCCUAAUAUAAUUGUCUUACUUGUGUGAGAGAUUAUCAUAGAGGUAUAUAAAGAAAGCAAUGUUUAUGCUUAACUGGGUAUUAUGAUGACGGAAUCAAUUUACCAUGUCUUCCUGUUUGUGGAGAUGAGAUAGUGGUGGAAGAAGAAGAUUGUGAUGAUGGUAAUAAUAACCCAUUUGAUGGUUGCAAUAAUUGUAAAUGA